Pseudoliparis swirei is the source of this 2430-nucleotide messenger RNA. It is a transcript of the gene nkiras1, whose product is annotated as NFKB inhibitor interacting Ras-like 1. Gene Ontology annotation, molecular function: GTP binding; GTPase activity. The record is from RefSeq and is a predicted model, not a curated record. The transcript is spliced from 4 exons. Lineage: Eukaryota; Metazoa; Chordata; Actinopteri; Perciformes; Liparidae. Bases 115 to 693 code for a protein of 192 amino acids. Gene Ontology annotation, biological process: canonical NF-kappaB signal transduction.
CAUGCGCAGUGACAAAACAACUCAACGCUUGCAGAGCAGAAUGGAUGCGCUGGUUGUGAUGCUACGUUCAAAGACUCGAUAGACAGCAACUUCUCCUCCUGACACAAGCUCGAAAUGGGAAAAGGCUGCAAAGUGGUGGUGUGUGGCCAGGCAGCAGUGGGGAAAACGGCCAUACUGGAACAGCUGCUGUACGGAAAUCACUCUGUAGGUUCUGAAUCCAGCGAGACCCAGGAGGACGUGUACGUGGCCUCGGUGGAAACGGACCGCGGCGUGAAGGAACAGCUGAGGCUGUACGACACCAAGGGCCUCCACGAUGGGCAAGACAUCCCCAAGCACUACUACUCCGUGGCCGACGGCUUCGUGCUCGUCUACAGCGUCGACAGCUCCGAGUCGUUCAAGAAGGUGGACGUCCUGAAGAAGGAAAUAGACAAGUCCAGAGAUAAGAAAGAGGUGAUGGUCAUCGUGCUGGGCAACAAGACGGACCUGCGUGAGCAGCGCCAGGUGGAUCAGGAGGCGGCGCAGCAGUGGGCGCGAGGCGAGAAGGUGAAGCUGUGGGAGGUGAGCGUCACCGAACGCAACUCCCUCAUCGAGCCCUUCACCCAGCUGACCAGCCGCCUCACGCAGCCGCAGAGCAAGUCGGCCUUCCCUCUGCCCGGACGCAAGAGCAAAGGCACCCCGUCCAAUGACAUCUGAAGAACACUCACACUCACACUCUCUCUCUCUCUCUUUCAAGCUAAACGUACUUUAAGGGGUUCUGGUAAACAUUUGAAGGAUUGGAGAUAUAUUUUUUUCUUUCGGAGAAUUGAUAUGAAACUGGGUCUCCUAGCUUGGCGUAAAGACCGGAAGCAGGGGGAGACGAGCCCGGUACUUUAAAAGGAGAAAAGUAGACGCUACUCGUUUGGAAUUGAAAAAAACAUUUUCAAUUAAAGGGGAAGUUCUUAUCUCGAGUUUCCUGGCAAAACCACCCGGGUGCAGCUUCAGUGAAGGUCUCAGCCCGUCCUGUCUUUACAGACAUAAAUGUUUUACACUCCUUUGGUUUAAAAAAAUCAGACACGUGUGAGUUGUUUUUUGUUAAUGGUCGUCAUUGGCCAGCUGCUUCUCCGCUUCCAGUCUUUAUGCUAAGCUAGGCUAACCAUGUUCUGACUUCACUCUACACAUGACAUAUGUUGAGGUAUUCUCGUUCUCUUUUAUAGGAGAACACAUGAGGCAUGCUUCCCAAUGAGUUUAAUAACGGUACAAUGGUUUCUGUUCAAUGUUUGUCAUCAGUGAUUUUCUAUAAUUUAAGAUAAACAAACACGUAGCAGUUCAGUACCAAAGAUUUGAGACAAAUAAUGUGGAUUUAACAUUUUUAUUCUCACUUUCACCGCUCCAACUUUAAAAAGAUGGGCGUUUAGAUGUGUUUAUACGAUGCGUUGAAGGAGUCAUCGGCCGCUGUCCUCGUCCCUCUCCCGUCCACCCAGAAGAGAUCUGUCUGGAGCUGCUACAGGUGGAAGGGUUCCAGCAGCCGGUCACUCCUUCAACAAACCUGCAUGAGUUGAGGAAUCUGAACCGGUCCCUGGAAGCUGUGGCACCAAACUCUUUGAAAAAGCAGAAGUCCGAUGGCAUCUCUUGUUUUUAAAUGUCCUUUUUUUUGAUAAUGAACGAAGCACGAAUCCUCGUCUCCGGGCGGGACUCGAGCUCGCCUCACGCAAUAACAAACGCCUUCGCUCCUUGUCGACGUUCAUGUCCGUCCGGCCUCCGUUGGGCUCCGGUGCCGUCGAGCCCGUUUAAUGACGAGUCUUAACAGCAGCAAAGUCUAGUGUCGAGAGCAAAUAUUUAUUUUUUAUAAACUAAUUUAUUUUUGGCACUUUAAUGAGCCACGUUCCGCGACUUCUGACGAUGGUUAAACCGAUGUGAAGGACGACCCGCUGCGUGUCCUCAAUGUCUCAAAGUAAUAACAUUUAAUGUGCUGCUAGUAGAACGGAGUCACUGGGACUGUAACCAUGUAACCAUGUAACCAUGUAAACCCCCCCCCCCGGCUUAUUCUCUGCUCUGUAACCAUCUUGAAUAUGCACUGAAUAAAAUGUUGCCUCUUCAUACAUCUCAUCUUGGCAUAUCUUUUCUCUUUGGUGACUUUUUUUUAUUUUUUUUAAAGAUCACAAAAUCAAACCAAGUCGGACGCUUCAGUUGAUCAUGUUUAAUUUUUAAGGGGAGAAACAGAACAUUUUAUUUAAUCGUUUUUAAUCCGUACAUAAAACAAAUCACAACCAAUAUCCAUCCAUAUCUAAGCACGUCUACAUGUGGGGGAAAAAAAACACCUUUUCAAAGAGAAGUUUGGGGGCGGGGCAAGCAAACACCGACUGCAACCUAAAACGCGCGGGAGAAUUUACGCCGACUGGGAGUCACGCUGCAGUAUUAAUGUCCAUCUUCAAAAGCACAAGCUACUAAUAA